This is a messenger RNA of Aaosphaeria arxii CBS 175.79, 448 nucleotides long. RefSeq lists its product as uncharacterized. The coding region runs from base 92 to 319 and encodes 75 amino acids. The record is from RefSeq and is a predicted model, not a curated record. The transcript has a single exon. NCBI's taxonomy places the organism in Eukaryota, Fungi, Ascomycota, Dothideomycetes, Pleosporales.
GCCAGUGAGCUAUAGAGAAACUCGUAAAACCCCCAACAACCACACGUUCGUCCCCUCACUUUGCACCCUUGUCUGAUAGUCUGAUAGUCCUAUGGUGUCAUGUCGUGUCAGUCGCGAAAGGAAGGUAACGGGGGAGCGGUAUAUCCCAAGCCCUAGAAAAGAAAACAAGGACGGCGGGUGUAGGUGCCGAACGGGGGGAGAAUCAAAGUGUGUGAAUUGUGUACGUAGAUCAAGUAUAUGGAGAAAGGGAGUAUUGCUAUGGGGUUGGCUGUAUCUUUUCUUGUGCUCUUGUUGUCGUCAGGUCUUUCAGGUCGGUUGAAACGGUCGAGAAAGUAUGCCAUGUGUUAUACCAUGUCUCGAGAUAAGAUGAGGAAGCACAAACUCGGGAAUACGGAGACUGAUAAAUAGACAAUUAUGGUUAGUUUGACGUAUUCAAUGUCGUAUACAC